Molecule: messenger RNA, 919 nt
Organism: Stegodyphus dumicola
Lineage: Eukaryota; Metazoa; Arthropoda; Arachnida; Araneae; Eresidae
Gene: SmD2
Product: small ribonucleoprotein particle protein SmD2
Biological process (GO): RNA splicing
Cellular component (GO): small nuclear ribonucleoprotein complex
Molecular function (GO): RNA binding
Source: RefSeq, a predicted model, not a curated record
UUCUUUUCCUGCAUUUGGUGACACCAAAAUUGUGGGAAGUUUAUUUCAUUCGGCGUGUUGCUGUGUUUUUCCUUUGCUUUGAAAAAAAUAAAAACUUGCAAAAUAAAGCAAGAAUAGUUCAUAAGAUUUAAACUGAAAUAUGUCUUCGUUAUUACAGAAGCCAAAAAGUGAAAUGACGCCCGAAGAGUUGGCGAAGCGGGAGGAGGAAGAAUUUAACACAGGUCCUCUUUCUGUGUUGACACAAUCUGUAAAAAAUAAUACUCAAGUGUUGAUAAAUUGCCGAAACAAUAAAAAACUUCUCGGCAGAGUGAAAGCUUUUGACAGGCACUGCAACAUGGUUCUUGAAAACGUGAAAGAAAUGUGGAUGGAAAUGCCAAGGACUGGUAAAGGAAAGAAGAAAGCUAAGCCUGUCAGCAAAGAUCGUUAUAUUUCAAAAAUGUUUCUUAGAGGAGAUUCAGUAAUUUUGGUUUUAAGAAAUCCUAUCCCAAUGCAGAAGCCUUGAACGUAAUUCCCCCCCCUAUGAACAUUUAUCACCAAUCAUUAUGUAUAAAACAUAUUGUCAAAAUAUAGUUUUCAUUUCUUAUACCUCUUACGUCAGUUUUUAUGGUUAGAUAAGUUUAAUUCAAGCAUAUAUCACAAAUUUUAUUGAAAUUAUUAAUUUCUCUAUUUUACUGUACACAGAUUGCUUUUGUGUAAAAUAUUGUAAUUCUUUUCAUAGAGGACAGACAUGUGAAGUAUUUUUAAGGAAGUAUUUAGAUUUGUAACAACUGAAAAAGUGAUGAUUAUUAUAUUUUUUGUAACAUUUAACAAUAUUUUCUGUGCACUUCAGAUCUUGCCACUUCAUGGAAUUCUUUUUGGAACUUUUUUGGGUAUUUUUAUUCUGAAACUUAAAUAAUUAAAAUUAUAAGGUGUUGAAAUU